UCGAUUAACUAAGAGCAUUAGUUUUACUUAAUCAAACGGUCCUUGACCCGGAAGUAAACAACAUAUUUGACGCAAGUAGCUACAAAGUGAGAAGUGAAAUUUGGAUAUAAAUUUGGAAAUAAAGCCCAUUUUGAUGGCAAUAUCACACAAACGAAGAAAUACGGAGAAAAGGAAGGAGAAAUCGCGGGAUGCCGCCAGGUGUCGCCGUGGAAAGGAGGGCGAGAUAUUUUCAGAACUAGCGAGUCAGUUGCCACUACCAAUGACAACCAUUGACUCGCUGGACAAGGCCUCCGUGAUGCGACUACUGCUGAGCUACCUUAAGGUUCGAAGCACGAUGGAAAAACGUCCAAAACUGGAGGUGCCCUUGGAUGACCCGCUAAUGUUAAAGCUGGACACGAUGUACCCAAAGGCCCUGGAUGGGAUCCUGCUCUUGCUCUCCAAGGAAGGCGACAUGAUAUACAUCUCUGAGUCCGUCUCCAAGCUCCUGGGACUACAGCAGAUUGAUGUGAUGGGUCAGAGCAUCUACGAUUAUGCCCAUCCAUGUGACCAUGAGGAGAUACAGGAAGUACUCUCCCCUCGCUCUGAGGAGGAGGGGGAAGGUGUGGCUAAAACCAUCUUCAUACGUCUCAAGUGUACCCUCACCAGCAAGGGACGCAAUGUCAACCUCAAGUCUGCCUCGUACAAGGUGAUCAAAUUGACGGGACGUUACAUUGCGGACCACAAUGUGGAGACAGUGUGUGAGGACGAUGUGUUGAUGCGCGACCCUGAGGAAGAGGACAGUGAGGAUGAGGUCCGCCCCUUCAAACCACACCCAAUGCCCCACUUUCUGGCCAUCGCCGAGGGCAUCCACCAUCCGGCCAACAUUGAGGUCCCGCUGGACAGGCGGACUUUCAUUUCACGUCAUAGCAUGAACAUGAAGUUCACUGACUGCGACGACAGGGUAAAGCGUUUGAUUGGCUACCCAUCAGAAGAUUUGAUUGGCCAGUCAUUCUUCGCUUACCACCACGCCAUCGACAGCAAAAUGAUGGACAAGGCUUUUAAAGAUUUGUUUUCAAAGGGCCAGAUAAGCACCGGUCAGUAUCGGUUCCUGGCAAAGAAUGGAGGAUACGUUUGGAUGGUUACCGAAGCAACAGUUAUAUACAACGGCAAGACACAGAAGCCAGAAAAUGUCGUCUGUGUUCACUACGUCCUCAGUCAUGUGGAGCAGCAUGGACGUGUGCUGGCAUCAAGCCAACUAGUGACGUCUGCUCCAGUGGUGAAGCAGGAAGUGUCACCUGCCCACUCUCCCAUCACACGCCUCCCGAGCCCCCACGUACCAAGCCCCUGCAUGCCCAGCCCUAAACAGGAGGAGCCUGCCAAUAGGCCCACCUGUGCAGCCCAGUCCACCACUCGUGUCCAACAGAGAGUGCCAAGGCGUGAUGUAAAGGUUGCCGAUCUUUUCCACCUUCCAAAGUUCAGCACGGAGGCGGUGUUUGCAAAGAAGACAGAUGAAAUGGAGGAAGACUUCUUUCCCCUAGACACAAAAAAACAUGUGGGCCGUAACGGGCUGCUGGACCUGACCCGUCAUGUCCAGCGGGAUAGAGAUGGUUGCAUCCCCCAUGACAGGCCUACCCCGACAGCUAAAACAGGACUGUCCCAGCUGAGCCCAUACAGUGAGCGGAUGAGGGACCCCAAGAAGGACCCACAUCUGGCCCCAUUCAUCAGGCGGGAACGAAGCCCCUGCACAAGCUCCGGCUUUACAAGCCCAGACCGUCGCUCUCCCGAACAGACAAUGAGUGGAGUCCCGAGCCCGCCUGGCUAUCUGACCACAAUCAACCCAAAGGACAUCAGCGCCAUGGAUAACCUGUUCACAACGCUUGACACCGUUGAUCAUGAUCAGGACAUAGACUUUGAGAUGCGAGCUCCAUACAUCCCAAUGGCGGCUGAGGAGGACCACAUCCUGAUUGAGCCGCCCAGUGACACCUACCUGAACAUGGGCACAGACUUCAACCCUGGGAUAUUUGGUUGCACGGAGAGCGUGUUCAGCCUGAAGGAUGACAUCUAUGAGGGGGUAGGGCCAGAGAAGCGGUCAAUGUCCACCCGUGACAUGAUAGGGGACAGUACAGUGAAGAAGAGCAUUGAGCGGCCCCAGGACCAGAUGACGAUGAAGAUGAAGCGGCCCCUGGACCGGAGCUGCCUAGAAAAGGGGCCUCCUGCACCCAAAAUCCUCAAGUAUCAGCCUGCUUUCCACAUUUCUCCCAAUCCAGUGAUGAGGCCGAGGAGAGACAGCAGUGUACUGAUGAACCUCCUACUGCGAGGGGAGGAUGCCGUUCAUGGAUACAUCGUACCUAACAAACAGAACAUAUCACAGUCAAAAGGCAGGCAUAAUGGUCAGUUGACGAGCCAUGACAUUGAGGUGAAUGCUCCAAGCAACACGCGAGGUCUGCUCUACGGGAUGGACCUCGUAAACGCGCUCAAUAUGGCCCGCAAGUGACCCGUGUCACUGGUGACAUAUUCGCACUGCUAGAAACACUGACACUGGAGAUUGACAUUAAUUACAUUGGUUUCUGUUAUACAUUUUUUGACAAUCUUGCAUCACUUUCUUUGAGGGAAACAGGAGUUGAAAGUGCUUCUCUUUUGAGUUAUUCACCCAUAGUUUAGUGGUUUUUGUUAUACCUUUUUUGACAAAUUUCGUCACCUGCUUUGAGGGAAAAAGGAUUAAAAGUGCUUCUGUUCAUGUAAAAACAAAUUGAAAGAUUUGGACAUAAAGUUCGCAGAUAUGGUAUUAAAGGAUGUGUGGAAUAAAAAACAUUUUGGAAAAGUAGUUAUAGGUUUGAGGGGUGAAUGCGAAAAGGUGCUAUCUCCUUCUUUAUGUUAUGUCACAUAGAACUUUUUCGCAUUCACUCCUUGAGGUGUUACUGGUAGCUGUGAGAAUCUCUGUUAUUGUGACCUGUUUUUUAUGUGUUUAUAAACUCAUUCUAUUUUGUCAUAAUAGCCACUCUUAGGGUACAAAUAGUGCAUUUUUUUAUUGAGAAUUUUGGCUGAAAAAAACAGAAAACUAACCAUUUUAUUUUAAGCCAAUCAUAGAUUGUUUUUAUUGAAUGUUAACUUCAUUAUUAAGUAUUCCUAAUUUAACUCUUCAGAAAUGUCAUGAAGUCUCUGUCCUGGUUUCUCGUGACAAUGAAUACUACAAUAAAAAAUGAUCAAAUGUUUUUUAAUAGUUUUGAUUUAUUCCUCAGAAGCUACUAAGUGAUAUUUCGUUACUUUUGUUUUGUAGUGUUAUUUUUAAUGAGAACUAGUAACAUGGUGAUAUUGUAAUUAUUAGUGAUGCACACUUUUGAUAAGUUGUAUAUAUUUUGUAUCUUACCAUUCUAUCCACAUGGAUCUACGACUACAUAGUUUAAACACUAGUACAGCUUUUAGGCAUAAUAUUCAUCUGUAAUAGUUGUUUAUUUAAGCCAUUCAAAUCAUUUGUAAUGUGUAAAUGAACAAGAAAAAAGUCAUUCUCAACUUUUCUUUUAUUUCUUUAUUCAUGCUUAUCUUAAAUUAGCUUAGUGACUAAUUAAAAAAUUAACCCCUGUCAUCUAAAAACCCAAGAAGUGAUUCCUUUAUAUUUGAUUAAAAAAUAAGAAUUUCUGCUGAGUAUUUAAGUACAUUGUUCUUAAUUUUGUGCAAAUUGUCAGUUGAACUUCUACAGCUAUUAUCCCCAUAAACACUGUCUUGCUGUGAAUACUGGUAAACAGUUUCCAUGGCAAUAACAAGAAACAAUCUCGCUGUAGCAGUGGAAAGUGGUAAACACCUACUUAAGUAUUGAAAGCCCACAAUAUAUCUCAGGAGAUUUUAUCAUUUAGUGCCAUGUGUAGUGUUGUCCAAAGAUCAAAUUAAUUCCCUUUUUACUGUGUCUAGAAUAGUUUUCCUGUUGACCAGCCUGGUGCCAAUUUCUCAAAAAAUCUCAAUUAAUUGAAAUAAAGAAUUUGUUUAUCGUGAUGAUUAUAAAAUGAGAAUGUUACCCAAAUUAGGGUAUACAAAAACAAAAUUGUGUGCCUCUGCAAGUUAGAAGGGACUUAUGAUAGUUUGAGAAAUAUGGGCCAGUAGAUUCCUCACACCUUUAAUUUAAGGUAUAACAAAAGUUAUUUACAAUGCAUGCCAGUUUCAAAUAUUGUAUAUGAGAUUGCCAGUGUAUUAUCCUACCGUGUUACUGAUCAUUUAUGCUAUUACUUAAUAAGUAUACGUUGUCAUUGAAUUAGUAUUGUCCAGACAAUAUGUUAAUACAUAACUAUAGAGAUGAUAAUAUCACCACAUGCUAUAGAGCUUUUUGCACUGGUAUGUACUUUUCUGGCUUUUUAGUGUUAGAUAUUUUGUGUAUAUUGUAAAGGUUUUGAUGAAAAGUGUAUGAAAAAAAGACAAAAAAAAAAGAUAAAAAAAAGAGAAAAUUAAUAAAAAAAAAGUAUUAUUCAUUGAAAAUAAUCAUCUAUCAUGACUCAAGUUUGAUCCAACAUAUUUCAUUUCUACAUCUGAAAGCUGUAAAUUUACGUCAUGUUUCGCUGAAGAUCUCUCCAAGUUCUCUAUGUAUAGUUGUCACAUGACAUGACCUGACUUCUCCAUGGAAACUUACAGGGCAUUCAUGUAAAUGGAACAAUGUUUGAACUGAGUUUAGCUAAGCUUAAUUUCAUUGGACAUUGCUUAUUACUUGUAAUUAUGUUGAUAAAAGCUAAUAUGCUGUAGUGGAUAGUGUUUGAUAUUUAAUUUAUUGGACAGAAAUAUUCUGAACAUCUUAGGCCAUAUUUAAUAAAUAGAUUGGCAUUUUCAGACCGACUCACAAGAAUAUUUGCGAUCACAACUUUUAUCAGCCUCUCCAUUGGUCAUAUUUUUUUUCUCUCUUCCUAACUGUAAAUUUACCCUUUAGGGAGUAAAAAUAAAAAUCUAAAAAAAAAAAUCGACCUACCAACACUUAAAAUGGGGAAAGGGAAUGCUGAACUAUUUAUUUGAUGUGGUCAUAAAUGUCUUAAUUAUUUUGACAUUUUAUUGUAUAUAUAACAGCAAUGUUUAUUUUAACAUUUUUUUUGUUUCAAGCGAAUUUAUUUUAAAUACGUACGAUCAGUUAAAUGUUCCAUAAAAAGUGCUGCAAUUUCCCAUUUGUUUCACAAGAAAACUGUACCUUUAAUGUUACUAUUAUCCCUCAAUCUUUUACCCCUCCCUUGAGUCUACAACCUGUAUGAUAUUUUACCUUGUAAUUAUUUGUUUUUGAGAUGCAAGUGAUUGGAUAUACAAGAUCGUUGUAGCCUUGUUGUAGCUGUGCUACAGUAGUGGUUCUCUCUCCAUCACUUUACAGUUGUACUCAAUAAAGUAUUGUCUGGAA
This is a messenger RNA of Mya arenaria, 5338 nucleotides long. Its product is annotated as hypoxia-inducible factor 1-alpha-like. Gene Ontology annotation, cellular component: nucleus; cytoplasm; transcription regulator complex. The transcript is spliced from 15 exons. Gene Ontology annotation, molecular function: RNA polymerase II transcription regulatory region sequence-specific DNA binding; DNA-binding transcription factor activity, RNA polymerase II-specific; protein dimerization activity. The coding region runs from base 134 to 2473 and encodes 779 amino acids. NCBI's taxonomy places the organism in Eukaryota, Metazoa, Mollusca, Bivalvia, Myida, Myidae. The record is from RefSeq and is a predicted model, not a curated record. Gene Ontology annotation, biological process: cellular response to hypoxia; regulation of transcription by RNA polymerase II.